Messenger RNA from Cuscuta campestris, 3274 nucleotides. The record is from the annotation of a GenBank genome assembly. NCBI's taxonomy places the organism in Eukaryota, Viridiplantae, Streptophyta, Magnoliopsida, Solanales, Convolvulaceae.
GAAGUGUGUAAAGUAAGGCAAAAUUUUUGAAUCCCCCAAAAAUAUUCUGAUCCCUCUUUCCCAAAAUUUGGGCGCUGGAAUUUCCCAAAAAGCAUUUGGCAUCCCCCUCUUUUCAACCCUAUCUCAUUCAAUUAAUUUUAGCCACACCAUAUUUUUCAGAUGAGUCUAGCCUUGCUGAAUUUCCAUUCCCCCCCCCCCGCUCACCGUACACAUAUAUUUUUCCAGCAAAAUAUUUGGGCAUCUAACUCGGCGUUGGUUCGGAAUCGAGGUGUGUUGUUCUUAUUAUAUGUUUCUUAGAUUUGUUUGGAAUCAAUCCAUAAGUAUUUGUUUCGUAGAUUUGGAAUCAAGGUGUGAUGUUAUUCAAUUUGAAUAAAAUUUUAUCAUUUCUGCUGAUAAAAUUCGUGCUGUACUUAUUCUUUAUAAUUUGUUGCUGUCAACUUUUCCAAGAUGCUUGAAUAAGACCCAAAUGUUUUGUUGAAUCUAAAUAAAUUUUAUUUAACUAUUUUCCAUUUCAUUGAAAACAUCAUAUUGUAUGGGUUUUAUGAAUAGCACUUGAGGAAAGUGAGUUCACCACAUUCUAAACCACUUAGCAAGGACUCAAUGAAAUCUUUAUGCUUUUGAGAUGACGACAACGAAAUGGACCCGACUUUAUGCAAUUGAGUUUAUUAGAAUAAUUAAAUGCAGAGUUUUGUUACUUAUUGGAAGAGAUUUGUUUUUUAAAUUUUGUUCAAACAAUUAUUAUUAUUAUUAUUAUAUAUUUUAGGUAUUUUAGUUUUUAUGCAUUUUAUGAUUCGAAUGUAUCUUCUUUCUUUUGUAUGGAAUGUACUUGACUAGUAUUGCUUGGGCUUGGUCUUAGUCAUGGAUUUCUUUGAGUUGGUCUUGCGAAUUUGUUGGGAAAUACACUGGAAUGGAUUUUGUGCAUCAUGAGAUUGUUACUGCAUUCUAUGGUUUAAUUUAUGGCUGAAUUUGGUGUCUCCUUCAUGCUACUUGGUGUUUGUCUCGCCACCUUUUUGGAUCACUACAUCACUAGCCUACUAUUCUUGUGGGUUGUUGUCUUGAACUUUAAUUUGUUUCUAACUUAUGCGUUACUAUUUUUGAGUUGUAAUUAUUUAUUGAUGUAAUUAUUUGAAGUAGUCUAGGAUUGAAACCGUCUACUACGCACGUAACCAUAAUUAUGGUUAAGCAUUUGACAUUGAAGUAUUUGUUUGAUUUCGGUAAUAAUAAUUUACAUGUUACACGAGGGCAUCAAUGAAUGAAGGCUCAGCACUCGGGCCAUGGCCCUUUGGCAUGCCAGCGGAUAACCUUAACAUCUAUAUAUAUUACUGCUUGUUUUGUCCCUCUUUUUUUAGCCCUGCACCCAACAGAUUGAGGAAGCAUCUCUAGAAAAGAAGUCCAAGAUGUCAACUCGAAGAACAAGACCCCCUCUAGUGCAAGGUCUUGUUUCAGAGGUUGUUACUGCCCAUUAUGUUUUUUGUGCAUCAUGAGAUCCAUGUACAAAAAAUGUAUGAAGAGAUGAAUCUAUUGUGGAUGGUAAUGGUGAUGCUGCUAUGCCAAAACCAGUAGUGCGGGAAAGACUAAGAGGGGUGAUGAUGUUGUUCCCUCUUCCACAAAGCUAAAGGGUCAAGCUUAAGUCUAUGGGGAGAGUAAAACCAUGGCUAAAAACCAAUCUUUGUGUAAUUGGCACUCUUACCUUCAAGAUUUGGUCUUUUUACGUGGUAGUUAGUAAUCUACUAUUUUCUUCCUUGCACUCCAUAUUGUUUGAUGAUAUUUAUAGUGGUGGCAUAGCAUAUGCAAUGGUUUGGCCUUUGGAGGCUAAUUGAGAGGUCAAAGAAAGCGCUCCCGCACCGGCAAGAACGUGGCUUCCUCCUCGGUUCCUCCACCGCCAAUGCACAAGUACCUCGACGGGUCGUUCCUUUGGUUCAACGACCGCGCUGAGGCGACGCGAUUCUUGGAGAAGUUUGAGCACCGGGAAAUUCUCCCUCCCCGGUUCUCCACUGGCCGCUUCAUUCACAGCUCAAUUCCACGGGAGGCACGGGUCAUCCUCCAAGAAGGAAACUUCCUCGACCUCCUCUACAUCAAGAAGCACCAUUAUCAACCUUUUCUUGUUCGAGCUUUCUACUCGAACUUGAAAAAGGAUGAGGACGGAGCAUUGAUUUCAAACGUCAACGGGGUGGAGAUCUACUUGAAUGAGGAAAACAUUCAAAUUCUCAACGGGCUUCGUCGGAAUGGAGGGGAUCUCGGCCUCUAUGUCGGAGAAGAAGGUGCGCGGUUCAACGAGACCGCCCUCUUGGAAGAAGUGGGUAUCCGAAACUUCGUCCCCACUCCCAAACAGCGGCGCCCUACGAUUACUUCCAUUUUUUAUGUUUUGACACAGAUUCUCAAGCCUAGGAAGUUCAAUCACACCACUCUCUCCCAAGAGGACACGAAGACGACCCAUGCGAUGAUUCACAACGCCAAUAUCAAUUGGUGUAAGUUUGUGAUGACUCACAUGUUCAAUGCCACCUCCGACAACCGGCCGCUUCCCUAUGCUCUUCUUCUCAUGGCGAUCCUUGAUGAGUUCCACAUCAAGACGGACGUCGGGCCGAAAUGCAAAGGAACGAAGCAUUGGGAGAUUGAUGAGUCUUCCUUCCACCUGGGAAUCGAUGAAUCCACGUUCCCGCAGCCUCAUCCUCGCCGCCAAACAAGAGCCACCGCUUCGACCAACCCUUCUCUCGCCGAGCAAAUGGCCGCCUUGACCGCCACCCUUUCUCGGAUAGACACCAACAUCUCCCAAACGGCCCAAAACGUCAAUAUUUUGAGCCGUGAGCUUCACGGGUAUUUUGUCUUUGUCAACUACCCCUACGCUCAAAUGGUCCCUUAUGUUCCUCCGCCAAAUUACCUCGGUGGUGAACCAAGUGGGACUAACAACGUUGGUGGGGAAGAAAUAGUAGACAUUGAAGAAGAGGAAGAGGAAGCUGAAGAAGAAGAAGAAGAAAAUGAUGAUGAUGAUGAUGAUGAUGAUGAUGACGAUGAUGGCGAUGAAGAUGAAGAUGAAGAGGAAGAUAUUGACGAAGAACAACUUCUCGAUGAUCUUUCACAGGAUUUCUAGAGCUCGCUCUUUUCUCUUCUUUUAUUUAUUUAUUAUGCUUUUUAAAUUUGCUUCCAUUUUGUACUCCGCUAUGUUGGAAAACAUUUUCACUUUGACAUUUUGCUAAUGACAAUGUUUGUUUCCGUUUAGGUUUUGAUAUUGACAAACCGUCGGGAACAUGGAACAAAAUGAAAAGAUAGAAAAAGU